CAAUGUCCCAUUUCUACUCUUUUUAUAUUUAUUUACUAUUUUUAUUUUUUAAAAUCAUGUCUAUAAAUAGGUUUUUAUAAUUCAUAAAUAGAAUCUCACUUUUCUUCUUCCUCUAUUUUCUCCAUAUCCUUCAAACAAAAUCUCCAUGAAGCUCUCUAAUUUCUUCAUUUUCUCCUUCUUCAUCUCAGGAUUUUUGUGGAGCGUUCAAGUUGAAGGUUCGACUCGUCACCAUCACAACCAUCACCAGCACCAGCACCAACAUAACAACAAUAACCCAAAUAUUUACAAAAAUGACCCAAAAAAACACCAAAUAUAUGGUUUUAAACCAACAAAAUUAUUUGUAUUUGGUGAUUCAUAUGUUGAUACUGGUAAUAAUAGAAAAUCAAUUGCUAAUUCUUGGAAAAAACCUUAUGGUGUCACUUUUCCCGGCAAGCCUUCUGGUAGAUUUUCAGAUGGACGUGUCCUCACCGAUUACCUAGCAAAAUUCUUUGGAGUGAAGUCACCAGUACCAUAUAGAUGGAUGAAAUAUGCAACAAACAGAUUAAGAUAUGGAGUAAAUUUUGCAUAUGGAGGAACUGGUGUUUUUAAUACAUUAGUUCCAGAGCCAAAUAUGACAACACAAAUUGAUUUUUUCCAAAAAUUAAUGGCUGAAUCAGUGUAUACAAAGGCAGAUAUUGAAGAAUCUUCAUUGUUCUUGCUUUCUCUUGCUGGAAAUGAUUAUGGUGCUUAUCUUGCUACUGGUGGUACAGUUCAGAAUCUUCCUGCCUUCAUAACAAGUGUGGUAAAUCAACUAGUUAUAAACAUGAAAAGAGUGAACCAGUUGGGUGCAAAAAAGAUAGCAGUAACAGCAUUGGAACCAUUAGGAUGUUUACCACAAAGCACAAUUUUAAAUUCAUUUCAACAAUGCAAUGCUACUGAGAAUACUGCUGUGGAUUUUCACAAUUCACUAUUGCAACAAGCUGUGGAGAAAUUGAACAAUGAAACAAUUGGUUCAACUUUUAUGAUUCUUGAUCUUUUUAGCUCUUUCAACACUGUGUUGAAUAGCAAAGGAGUGCCAGGAAGCACGAGGUUCGAGACACCACUAAAACCAUGUUGUAUGGGAAUAAGCAAAGAAUAUUCGUGCGGAAGUAUGAAUGAAAAAGGUGAAAAGAUGUAUACAGUAUGUAAUGAUCCAAAAUCUGCAUUUUUUUGGGAUAGAGUUCACCCUACUGAAGCUGGAUGGAAUGCUAUUUAUAAUGCUUUGAAAUCUACUCUCACUCAAAAAAUAUUAUAAUUUUUUUUAUGUUAAUUAAUAUCUUAGGUUUAAAAGUUUGUUGUUAUGUUUAAUUAGGGAUAGAGUCUUUGUACUUGGAAGUGAUCUUAAGAAAAUAAAUGUAAUUGCAUUUGUAGUUCCAAAGUUUUUGUGAUAUUUAUUUUAGGGUGAUUUGUACAAGUAAGAUUUUUCAGUGUCAUCGUUUAAAUUUUGAUCUUAUUUAUGAAAGAGAUACGCAUUCAGUA
Molecule: messenger RNA, 1497 nt
Organism: Capsicum annuum
Lineage: Eukaryota; Viridiplantae; Streptophyta; Magnoliopsida; Solanales; Solanaceae
Product: GDSL esterase/lipase At5g03610
Exons: 5
Coding region: 146-1273 (375 amino acids)
Molecular function (GO): hydrolase activity, acting on ester bonds
Source: RefSeq, a predicted model, not a curated record